This is a messenger RNA of Protopterus annectens (West African lungfish), 1431 nucleotides long. It is a transcript of the gene ILKAP, whose product is annotated as ILK associated serine/threonine phosphatase. Gene Ontology annotation, molecular function: protein serine/threonine phosphatase activity. NCBI's taxonomy places the organism in Eukaryota, Metazoa, Chordata, Ceratodontiformes, Protopteridae. Gene Ontology annotation, biological process: protein dephosphorylation. The coding region runs from base 116 to 1297 and encodes 393 amino acids. The record is from RefSeq and is a predicted model, not a curated record. The transcript is spliced from 12 exons.
CGGCUUGUUUGUGUUGUCGGUGAAGUUGGCGGGGCGGAAGCAGCGUGGGGUAUUUGGUGCAAGUAUCUUAAUUGUGGGUUUUGUUAAUUGUGUUUUUUUAGGGAUAGCGGCUUAGAUGGAUUUAUUUGCAGAUCUUCCAGAACCAUCAAAUGAUGAUGGAGCUGGAGCAACUUCAAAAAAGAGAACUUCUUUGUUUGAUGAUCUUCCCCCAGCAACCAACACACAUUCUGGAGCAACUUCAAAAAAGAAAACGUCUUUGUUUGAUGAUCUUCCCCCAGCAACCAACACACAUUCUGCAUCAAAUCUCCUGGGUGGCGAUUUAUUUUCAGGUAUACCAGCUGAUGCAACAACAGAUAACACGAAGGGAGAAAAGAGGAAAUCUGAACAAGGAGAUGGAUCUGAAGAGCAUGUCGAAAAGAAAGUUUGUAAAGAACUUCCCCAAUUAAGAGGUUUUGUUGCUGAACGAAAAGGUGAACGUGAAGAAAUGCAGGAUGCACACGUCAUAAGAAAUGAGUUUGUGGAUAAUUUGGGCUCACUGCCAGAUGGAAUUUCACAGAUGUCGUAUUUUGCUGUUUUUGAUGGUCAUAAUGGGGCACGAGCUGCACAGUUUGCAGCACAGCAGCUGCAUCUCAAUCUAUGCAAAAAAUUCCCUAAAGGUAUGACCAGCAUUGAGAAAACUGUGAAGAAAUGUCUUGUGGAAGCAUUUAAGCAGACAGAUGAUGAGUUUCUCAGGCAAGCCUCCAGCCAGAAGCCUGUUUGGAAGGAUGGUUGCACGGCAACCUGCGUUCUGGCUAUUGAUGGUGUUCUAUACAUUGCCAAUCUUGGUGACAGCAGGGCAGUCCUUUGUCGUUACAGUGAGGAAAGCCAGAAGCAAACAGCACUGCCUCUGAGUGUGGAGCACAACCCAACCCAGUACGAGGAAAGGAUGAGGAUUCAGAAGGCAGGUGGUACAGUCAGGGAUGGUCGUGUAAUGGGCAUUCUAGAAGUGUCACGUUCUAUUGGUGAUGGCCAGUACAAGAGGCUAGGUGUAAUCUCCCUACCAGAUGUAAGGCGGUGUCAACUGACACCUAGUGACAGAUUUAUCCUGUUAGCUUGUGAUGGAUUGUUUAAGGUGUUUUCCCCUGAAGAAGCCGUCACCUUUGUUUUGAAAGUGCUGGAGGAUAAGGACAUCCCAGUGAAAGAAGGCAAAACAUUGGAUGAUGCCAGAUAUGAAGCUGCCUGCAGCAGACUGGCGAAUGAGGCAGUACGACGUGGCUCUGCAGACAAUGUGACUGUAAUUCUUGUUGCCGUUGGUUAAAAAGAGAAGAAUUUGGCAUGCCACUCGUGAAGUCUUGCCAACUCCAGUCUGGCUACACUUGUAGGGUUAGCAUUUUUCUGGAAAAUAAGCUGUAUUACUUGCUGAUUGUAAAUAAAACUUCUGUUUUUUAGUUA